AUGAAAACAAUCUCAGAAAACAAGUCAUUUGUUCAACACAUCAAACAAAAACAAGACGAAUUCAAAAAAACCCUUCAAUUCCCUGCCAAAAAAGAACCACUCCUCCUCCAAUAACCUAAUUUUACCUCGCUCACAUCACCUAAUCAACGAAGAGAACAAACACCCAAUCAGAGAAAAGCCAAAAUUGAAAGUACUCAUCCCUUGUAAAUAGGCGAAAACUCAUGCUCUCCUACUCUCUUUCGCACUCCACAAAUCAGUUUACAUCAUGAAUACAACAAGAAGGGUGCUCAUUAAAGAUAACCUAGUCACAAUAGAAGUCGCAAUGAAAAUAUCUCCACUAUCAAAGAAAGAAGAGAACAUAAUGCCGACUCUGUUACUAGGGAUUACUCCAAAGUCUUAGAAGAAGUUAUGAAAAAAUAUCGCCUCCUCAAAACAGAAUUAGUUACUAAAGACAAAGAAGUCCAAAAAACACAAUUCUAUAAAGACGAAUGGCUUAAAGAAAAGGUAUGCACUCAUUCUAUCUAGAAACGCAAUGAAAUCAUCUAAGAGAGAAACAAGAAUUUGAAAAUGAAAUUGCUCAAAAUCAUGGAACUAGUCCAAUAAGAUUAAUUACAAUCAAAUUUUGAAUCUGAGGGUAUCAUAGCUGGUCUUUAGACAGAAAAUAAAUAUUUACGUUAGAUGUUGCAUUUAUAUGAUGUUACUGAUGUUUCUGAAUAACUCUAAUAACUCGAAAGCGAACAAGAUCAUGAGGUUGAUUAAAUAGACAACAUACUUAAUGUAUUCUUAGGUGAUCUUAGAACCAUUGAGAAAAAUAGAAAAGAAAAGAAAGACAACUCAUAACAAGGUUUUUAUUUACAAUCAUCUUUAGCCCAAUUUAAUUCCUUAUCCUUAACAGUACUUAACAAGCAAUCCAGUUUAGUUGAUUUAUCAGAAGAUAAAUUGUUAAUGGAAUAAUAAUGA
Messenger RNA from Paramecium tetraurelia, 960 nucleotides. RefSeq lists its product as uncharacterized. The record is from RefSeq and is a predicted model, not a curated record. The transcript has 3 exons. NCBI's taxonomy places the organism in Eukaryota, Ciliophora, Oligohymenophorea, Peniculida, Parameciidae.